GUGAUGCCAUUCGGCCUCACGAAUGCUCCCGCUAUCUUUCAGAGGGCGAUGAACGACAUUUUCAGGGACAUCCUGGAGCACUACGUUCUCGUCUACCUCGACGAUAUCCUGGUCUACGGUCGUACCCUUGAGGAGCACCUCAGACAUCUCCGCGACGUCCUUGACCGCUUGCGCAGACAUGGUUUCUACGCCAAGCUGAGCAAGUGCCGCUUUGCCCAGCACAAAGUGGAUUUCUUAGGACACGACGUGUCUGACCAGGGUCUCGACAUGGACGACGCGAAGAUCACUCUUAUUGCGAAGUGGCCCGCUCCCACAUCCGCCAAACAGCUUCGCAGCUUCCUAGGUCUGACCAGCUACUACAGUAACUUCAUCCGGGGAUAUGCUAGGUAUUCCUACGUCCUUACCUCCACCCUCCUCCGGAAGAACCCACCCUGGGCUUGGACACCCCUCCACGAGGACGCCUUCCGCGCCCUCAAGAAGGCAGUGACAUGCGCACCGGUUCUUCACCUACCCGAUUUUGACCGCCCUUUUAUCCUUACCACCAUUGCGUCAGACUUCGCUGUAGGAGCAGUGCUUUCUCAGGUCUUCCCCUCCUCUCCUGAUUCCUCUUAUCCUCGUAUCCCUCGCUUCCCACCACCUACCCCUACCACUGCUUCCCGACUGACGCCAACUCGUCCAACUACUGACGAGCCUUCUAUUGACUAUUCUCCUACCAUUGCCGAGGACGUCACUGUCGAGACUCGCUCAGGUGAUUGUCCGAUAGCCUUCUACUCCCGUCAGCUCCUGCCCGCCGAGAUAAACUACACUGCUGAUGAACGUGAGGUUCUCGCAGUAGUUUAUGUCGUUCGGCACUGGCGUCACUACCUGCACGGGGCACCGUUCACGAGUGCACGCUUUGUUCCGUGCCGCUAUGCCAUCAGUGCACGUGAGGUCGCCGACAUCGUGUUUGUUCGAGUCGUGCGUGACGACGGCUUACCUCUGAGCAUCAUAUCUGACCGUGACCCGCGCUUUACCAGCCGAUUUUGGCGACGGCUCCACGAGGUGUGCGGCACUCAGCUCCACUUCUCCUCGUCUUACCAUCCUCAGACUGAUGGUCAGACCGAGAUCACGAACAGGACUCUCGGAGAUAUUCUCCAAAAGAUUGUCCGUGACGACCAGCAGUGGGAUCUUCAUCUUGCCCACGCGGAGAUAGCCUACAACCACGCCGUCUCGCCAGCCACGGGGAUGUCGCCGUACUAUUGCGACCUCGGCUAUCACCCGCGUGUUCCCGCGGACUUCCUUCGACCAUCCCAGGUGCUCCCCGACACGAGUUGUCCUGCGCUAGAUGAUUGGGUUGCACACAUGACGUCGAUUAUGAAGACCGCACAUGAGCACAUAGCCGCUUCCCAGACUCGCAUGGCGGCACGUGCGAACCGAUCGAGGAUGGAUCACCCAUUCAAGGUCGGUGAUGAUGUGCUUAUCGACGCCCGCCACUUACAGCUCGAAGCGGACACGCUUCACAAGUUUCGGCGUCGCUUCUUUGGCCCAUGCCGCAUCCUCCAGGCCGUCGGUUCUGAUACGGCAUCUAGCCCGGUCAGCUUUCAUGUGAAGCUGCCUGACUACCUACACCAGGCUCAUGUGCAUGAUGUCUACCACGUCUCGUUACUGCGUCCUUACCGCAGACCGUCUGAGCGUUUUGCUGGACGACCAUACAAGCGCCCUACACCCAUCGUGGUGGACGGUCACGAGGAGUUCCUCGUUUCAGACAUCAUUGGUCGCCGAGUCACCGACGAUUACCCUCCCCAUGUCGAGUAUCUCGUACGUUGGAAGGGUUACCCUGAUGAGGAGGCUACCUGGGAGCCCCUCGAGCACUUGCAGCACGCUCGCAUUUUGGCUACCCUGCUGCUGCUCGCAUUCCUAACGUCGGCUAUCCAUGGACAAGCUGCAUCCCCGGAAGCGGGUACGGUCAAGAUCUCGGGUUUCAAGUACGCAGGUGAUGGAUGCCCGCCAGGGUCUGCGGAGGGGGCAGUGUCGGAUGACGGAGAAGUGAUCACUGUGAGGUUCAGCAAUUACACUGCGUCGACAGACGCUGGCUUGGACGGUCUGAGGAGGAAGUGCACGGUGACGGUCAAUCUGAGUUAUCCGCCAGGUUUCAUCUUCGGCUUGGGGAUGGUCACUAUGCGCGGAUACGCCAAGCUGGACGCGGGCGUGACCGGCGUCGCUCAGACCAGUCCCAAUAUGCYCUGGACACCAKGGACGGCUGGAGCCAAGCGCGUCAUCGCCGGCCCUUUCGAUGGUGACUUUGAGUUCACASACGAGUUCAGCGGGCAGGCGUACAGCGUGUGCAACGUCGUCAGARACCUCMACCUCAACUUCGAAGUGCGGCUGAAUCCUGGGAAUCCACYGAAAAGCGGCMUGAUGACCGUGGGCUCUCAGGGUCUCAASCUAACGCAGGAGUUCGCCAUCAGCUGGGCGUCGUGCUAAGCUCYGGGCRGCGAUCSAACAUCGUCAGCUUUCCAGCUUGCCACAAGUUGCCAGCGGCUAAG
Chara braunii is the source of this 2525-nucleotide messenger RNA. NCBI's taxonomy places the organism in Eukaryota, Viridiplantae, Streptophyta, Charophyceae, Charales, Characeae. The record is from the annotation of a GenBank genome assembly.